AUGUCGAUAGAUGUGUGGUUAAACAUAGGACAUAUAGGUCUUUAUGGUCACGAAAACAAAACAGAAUUUCUGAUUGGACAGAAUGUUGCUUUAACUGGUGUUGUAUCAUCGGAGGGCAUAAGCAAACAAUGUGCUAUGAUUAGUUCGAAUGAUCCUGUCCGAAUAUACGCCUUUCUUAAGGAUGCAGAUUCUAUGGAAGGUUUUCUUGUCAUUCCAUUAGAGUUCCUAUCAACGAAUUACGUUAUACCAUCUUUUUUCGUUCAACCUGAAGCAUAUUUUUAUAGAAAUAAAGAUAGUGUAUUUGCUAUAGGAGUUCUGUAUUCAAAUACAACUAUAAAUAUUACACUGCAAAUUGACGACGGAUCAAUCACUUACGAGGGAACAAAUUACACGACAAAUCAAACUUUAUCUAUCGUGUUAGACGAGAAGACAAUUUUUCAACUGUCACAUGACACUGACCUUACCGGAACUACAAUAUCAGCAUCUAAUCCUAUUGCAAUUGUCAGCGGUAAUCGAUGUAAUACCGUAGCAACUCCUAAACCUGAUUCAAGUUUCUACUGUCAACCUUUUAUGGAAAUGAUACUUCCAGUGAAUCAGUUGGACAAUGAAUACGUGAUUCCAAAAUUAGCCUUACGUGUAAACAAUACUGUUCGAAUAUUGUCUGUCAAUCAUACAGAAGUCACAAUACAAAAGGCCGACUCUAUCAUAUCAACAAGUACAAUUAUGUCUGGAGCCUUCAUUGACUUCCAAUAUGAUAAUAUUUCUUCUGUUCGUUCAAUGAGUGACAUUAUGGUUAUGCUUUACCCUGAAGAUCAAAAUAUCCGAAUCGGUUCAUUCAUGAUGACUGUUACAGGAAUACACCAAUAUUUGUAUGAAUACGAUUUCAUCGUUCCAUAUGUACGGUAUGUAAACUUUAUAAGCAUUACUGUGAAAUCGGAUGAAUUAAAUGGAUUUAUUCUCGAUGGCCAACUACUGAAUGUUCAAGAUGUUUUUGAUAUUACUCACAAUUCAGACCUCUUCAGCAGUUUCAGCCUUCCCAUUUCUCCAGGUGAACAUUAUAUUGUGCAUGCGACUAAGGCCAGAUUCGGUCUAUGGGUAUAUGGUGAGAAAUACGGUUACCAAGGCGGAAUGGCAUUUAAAACAUAA
Mytilus trossulus (common blue mussel) is the source of this 1146-nucleotide messenger RNA. Its product is annotated as IgGFc-binding protein-like. The coding region runs from base 1 to 1146 and encodes 381 amino acids. The transcript has a single exon. NCBI's taxonomy places the organism in Eukaryota, Metazoa, Mollusca, Bivalvia, Mytilida, Mytilidae. The record is from RefSeq and is a predicted model, not a curated record.